AUGGCGGUACUAACGCAUACAGGGCCAGCAAACCUCAACUACCAUCGAGUCAAUUUUAUCUGGAUGGCAACAACGCUUAAGCCUCCCCUGUUUUACACGCAGGGCAUUCUCAAGUGUCGUACUGGGCAACUGGGAUGUCCCAAAUGGCUGGAUGCUACCUUUACAGACCGACCAUCACCUGCCUACAUUGCCAUCGUCAUCUUAAUGCUGGAUGUUGGCCCAAGGAAGAGUAUCCGGAACAAAGAGCUCGAUACCGCCUGGUACCUUUUGUUGGGGAUAGUUCUCGCUCAUGCUGGCAUGGCCCUUGGUAUAUAUCCAUCUGCCUCCUGGCUUACUGACCUGGUAACCGUUGAUUUCAUCUACACCUAG
Messenger RNA from Trichophyton benhamiae CBS 112371, 369 nucleotides. RefSeq lists its product as uncharacterized. The transcript is spliced from 2 exons. The coding region runs from base 1 to 369 and encodes 122 amino acids. Lineage: Eukaryota; Fungi; Ascomycota; Eurotiomycetes; Onygenales; Arthrodermataceae. The record is from RefSeq and is a predicted model, not a curated record.